Messenger RNA from Paramecium sonneborni, 1002 nucleotides. The record is from the annotation of a GenBank genome assembly. Lineage: Eukaryota; Ciliophora; Oligohymenophorea; Peniculida; Parameciidae.
AAUGAUGAUAAUGCUAAAUUAGUUUAUAUUGGAAAAAAGCAUUUCAAUUUUGGAAGGAAUGGUAAUUGGUUUUUUGGAUGUUAUUCAUAUAGGAAGAUAAAAAGAGACUGUUGAGUUAAGUGAUGCAUUCAAGAAUUAUUUAGAAAACAAGAAAAUGUUAGACAAAGGACACUUGGAACGUUCUUUAAGAAGAAAUGUUUACAAUUUUAAUUUAAUCUUAGCAGUAAUCAAAGGGUAGAAGUGAUAGUAGUGAGUCUUCAAAAAGAUAUUAUUUAAUUAAAAUAAAAAGUUUAUUUAAUUUAUUAAUCUAUUUUAGUCAUUUAGUCAUAUCUUGAUUAAUUAUUAGUAUUCUUCUCUUAGAAUUAGAAUUUAAAGAAUUAAAUAAUAAUAUAUUAAAGAAUUGAAUAAUAAUAAUAUAUUAUUAAUAUUUGAAUACAAAAUUAGAAGUACAAGUAAGAAGAAGAAAAACAAGAGAGUUGAUAACAAAUAAGUAUGGUGCACAAUUUUUAGUAAACUUGAGGCCCUGUUUACAAGUUAAGGGCAUACCACUUUUAGUAAUGACUAAAAAAUAACUACCUGUUUAAGAGUUGUUAAGAAAUUUUGAGGUUUAAGUUGAUAAAGAUGUGCUUGCUUUUAAUGAGAAUUAGGAAUUUAAAAAAUAUGAUCUUAUUGGAAUAUAUGUUUUUUAGUAAAAUAGGAAGUAUUGAAGCCUAUUUAAUUAUCAAGUUAUUUACUCUUACAUUCAUCGUCCUCAUAAUUGUAGGAGGCUUUACGUCCUCCAGUCCAUUUAUAAUUGACUAUUAAUGAUUCAAUAGUUAAUGCUAAUGCCAAGAUUAUUGAUAAACCUAUUGAUAUCCAAAGACCACUUAUCAAAGAAAUUUUAGCUUAUUAGUUAAGUAAUUAAAAUGAUGAAGAUAAUGACAGUAAUACAAUCAUUAUAUAUAUUUUUAAGACAAAAAAAGAAAAAAUAAAAGAAAAGUUGAAAAACCUUACAAGAAAUGA